Messenger RNA from Rubroshorea leprosula, 1129 nucleotides. The record is from the annotation of a GenBank genome assembly. Lineage: Eukaryota; Viridiplantae; Streptophyta; Magnoliopsida; Malvales; Dipterocarpaceae.
GUCAUUUUCCCUACAUGCUAUAAGAGCCGCCACCAGUGUCUUCCAGAAAAACCCUUAGCUUGCACCAGAGGCGGAGAGAGAGAGCUGAGAAGGUGAACGAUGGUGUCGUUGAAGCUCCAGAAGCGUCUUGCCGCCAGCGUCCUCAAGUGCGGGAAAGGCAAGGUUUGGCUCGAUCCCAAUGAGGUUAAUGAAAUCUCCAUGGCCAACUCCAGGCAGAACAUUAGGAAACUGGUGAAGGAUGGUUUUGUCAUUAGGAAGCCCACCAAGAUUCACUCCCGUGCUCGUGCACGAAGAAUGAAGGAGGCCAAGAGAAAGGGUCGCCACUCUGGUUAUGGUAAGAGGAAGGGUACCAGGGAAGCAAGGUUGCCAACAAAAAUACUGUGGAUGAGGAGAAUGCGUGUACUGAGGCGCUUGCUUCGUAAAUACAGGGAGUCCAAGAAGAUUGACAAGCACAUGUACCAUGACAUGUACAUGAAGGUGAAGGGUAACGUAUUCAAGAACAAGCGUGUCUUGAUGGAAAGCAUCCAUAAGUCCAAGGCUGAGAAGGCAAGAGAAAAGACACUGUCUGACCAAUUUGAGGCCAAACGUGCUAAGAACAAGGCAAGCAGGGAGAGAAAGUUGGCAAGGAGAGAGGAGCGCUUGGCACAGGGACCUGGAGAGAAGGCAGUGGCAGCACCAGCACCAGCACCUGCACCUGCACCUCAACAGGCUGAAGGUGCUAAGAAAUCCAAGAAGUGAAGUGGAAGUAACCAAUGGACCUAAAAUGUUAAUGUUUCUUGUUUUCUUAAGAGUUUUUGUUCCCAGCAGUGGUCUGUUUACAUUUGUUAAAAUUUUUAAUUACUAUCAAUUAUCGAAUUUUGGAACGCCUAAAGCUGUUUUGCGUUGUUUCAUUGUUGAAUUAUUUGACACUGAAUACGGCUGGUAAAACCUACCUGAUGUGUUGACAGUUAGGUGUUCCAUUUCUGUUAGGGCUUUCGUUCAUGCCCUUUUGAUUUUAAUUUGUUGUAGCGAACUUGUUUCUUUCUUUUGUUUCUAGUCAAACCCUCAUCUAAACAAUAACAAAAUGGAUUACUUAAAUUGUAAGGCAGGCAUCGUCUGUGUUGUGAUGUAAUAAUAGGUUUUUUUUUUU